Solanum verrucosum is the source of this 1078-nucleotide messenger RNA. RefSeq names its product NEDD8-conjugating enzyme Ubc12-like. Gene Ontology annotation, molecular function: NEDD8 transferase activity. NCBI's taxonomy places the organism in Eukaryota, Viridiplantae, Streptophyta, Magnoliopsida, Solanales, Solanaceae. The record is from RefSeq and is a predicted model, not a curated record. Gene Ontology annotation, biological process: protein neddylation. Bases 141 to 692 code for a protein of 183 amino acids. The transcript has 6 exons. Gene Ontology annotation, cellular component: nucleus.
AGUAUCCUUUCUUUCUCAGAUUCUCUUCUAACUAUUUUUCUCUCCAUGUAUAAAUAGAGAGACCCAUCAUUCAUCUUCAAUCUUUUUUGCAGAUUCUCAUUUCAGCAGCAGCAGCAGCAGGUUCACAUAAUUUUGGGACCAUGAUUAAGCUAUUUAAAGUAAAGGAGAAACAGAGAGAGCUUGCUGAAAAUGCUAAUGGAAAGCCUCCAAUUAAGAAACAAAGUGCAGGAGAGCUGCGUCUUCAUAAAGAUAUCAGUGAACUAAAUCUACCUAAAACGUGUAGCAUAUCAUUCCCUAACGGAAAAGAUGACCUCAUGAACUUUGAAGUCACCAUUCGGCCUGAUGACGGAUAUUAUAUGGGUGGAACUUUUGUCUUCUCUUUCAGCAUUUCUUCUAUUUAUCCUCAUGAGGCUCCAAAAGUCAAGUGCAAGACGAAGGUUUACCACCCGAAUAUUGACUUGGAAGGAAAUGUAUGUCUCAACAUUCUUCGAGAAGACUGGAAACCUGUGCUCAACAUCAACACAAUAAUCUAUGGCUUGUAUCAUCUGUUCACGGAACCCAAUCACGAAGAUCCCCUCAAUCAUGAAGCAGCUGCUGUGUUGAGUGACAACCCGAGCAUGUUCGAGUCCAAUGUCAGAAGGGCAAUGUCUGGAGGAUAUGUAGGGCAAACGUACUUCCAACGCUGCAUGUAAUGUCUCAAAUGCAGAAUCAAUUAGUUGAUGAUGAUGAUGUCGAUGCCGGAAGUUGAAGGCUCUCAAAGUCUGUAAAGUUGGACCAGAAAGAACCAUUUUUACAUGUGGUUAUUGUGAAAAAGAUUGAGUGCAAAAUGUUAUUAGAUACAUGCAAAACUUAAAACCUGCAGAAAGUUUUCUGUAUGAUAUGAGUGUAAACUUUGCAACAACUCAUGCAAGAAGGACUGAAGGUGUUAGAGACCUCUGCUUGGGUGAAUUUAUGUUUUUGGCUAUCUUGUGCUUCGAUUAUUGUAUUAUUUUGUGGUAGUAACAUUUUAUAUGACAAUGUCAUGCUAUCUACAACAUUUUGUCUUAGCUUCUAAACUCCGUUGUUGCUCUUUUUCAAA